Messenger RNA from Ricinus communis (castor bean), 1054 nucleotides. RefSeq lists its product as uncharacterized. The transcript has a single exon. Lineage: Eukaryota; Viridiplantae; Streptophyta; Magnoliopsida; Malpighiales; Euphorbiaceae. The annotation marks the transcript as partial. The record is from RefSeq and is a predicted model, not a curated record.
UAUCAAUGGCAAUUAGCAACUGCAAAUUCAGCUGCUCCCAUUACACAACCCAGGAUUAGAUUCAAGAUUCCAAAACUGUUAGCCAAGAUCAUGCAGGAAAGAAGCAGUGGUUAUUAUGGCAAUGGUGAUCACACCAAAAAGAAGAAAAAGAAAUGGUAUAUUUCAAAGAGGGUUAGCUUGAUUUUCUCUAGUGUCUUUAGCAGCAGCAAGAAAUCAUUACCUAAAUCUCACUCUACAGAGGUUCCAAGAAAUGAUGAUGACAGUAAUCAUUCUAGUUCAGCAGAGUCGCAACUUUUGAAAAGGACUGAAUCUGAUGGGACGAGUCCAUUUAGGAAAAUUUUGGAGACUGAAAACGAAGAGCAAAGAAAAGCAAAUAUGGAGAAGAAAGCAAACAACAAGAAGCCAAGCAAAGCAGGGUCAUCAUCUUUAUCGAGAUUUUUCCACAAGAAAAGCUGCAGCUUCAAUUGCAUGAGAGUUAAAAUCAACAAAAUUGAUAUCAACAGCAGUCUUAGCACUAGCACUAGUUUUAGCAGCACUAGAAGUAGUUUUAGAUUUAAUAGCCAAAACAGUUGUAGCUCAACUGGCAGAGUUGCAGAAAUAAUGGGAAGACAAGGAAGUACGCACAGCCUGCCUAGAGUUCCAUCGAGAAUACUGACCACUAAGCAAAAAUUGAAGAUGGCUCAUUCGUUAACGAAGAUGGGAAGCAGAAGAAAAUCAAGAAGCGAAGAUAGGGAUGAAUGUGAGUCUUUAAUAAGAAUGGAAAGUGGAAGGAAAUCAGAAUGGGAAGACAGAGGUGGUGGAGUGGAGCUGUGCAAGAAGAGGAUCUUAAUGGGAGGGAAGUGCAGGCCACUCAAUAAUUCUGGUACUCUUCAGUAUGAUAAAGAUGGGGUUUUGUUACCAGAUAUCAUUCCAUGAUUUAUAAUUUUUAUAGGGAUUUAUGCCUUUAUGUGUUUUCAUGUGUUUAAUCCUGUUAGCUCAGUUGAGUUCCACUUGGGGAAGCAUGUAUUAACAGCAUUUGAUGUGAGAUGACAACAGUUUGAUACUAGAAAUUCAA